Messenger RNA from Oppiella nova, 883 nucleotides. NCBI's taxonomy places the organism in Eukaryota, Metazoa, Arthropoda, Arachnida, Sarcoptiformes, Oppiidae. The record is from the annotation of a GenBank genome assembly.
AUAAUANUCUUGGAGAACAUAGACCUCAACCGACAACAGCUGCAGAUGAUGGCGACGGCGCCAGUGCUGGCCUGUCAGACAACGACCUUCUAUUACGUGGGAUUCGCUUACAUAAUGAUGAGACGAUACUCGGACGCCAUCCGCACGUUCACCAACAUUCUGGUGUAUCUGCAGCGCACCCGUCAGAUGUACCACCAGUACCGCACAUUCCAGUUGGAUCUGAUUGAGAAGCAAACCGAUCAGAUGUAUAAACUGCUGUCCAUUUGUCUGGCACUACACCCGCAGAGAAUCGACGAAACAGUUUUGUCUCAUUUGACGGAAAAGAUGUCGGACUCGAUGCAGAAGUUGCAGAAGGGAGACCUCAAAGAGUUCGAGAAUGUCUUUAAGCUCUCGUGUCCCAAGUUCUUGUCUCCAGUGGUUGGCAAUUACGAGAGCCCAUUGGCCAACGCCACGCCCGCCCCUCGAGUGGACCCCUGGAAGCACCAGAUGAAGGUGUUUACCGAAGAGGUAGCCCAACAGUAUCCGCUUCUGGAGAUCCGCUCGUAUCUGAAGCUCUACACAACAAUGCCUAUCAAAAAGUUGUCCACUUUUGUGGAACUGCCCGAAGACGAGUUCGUACGCAAUCUGUUGUGCUUUAAGCAUAAGAUGCAGAAUCUUGUUUGGACUAAAGGACAGUCAGGUUUGGACGGGGAGUUCCACUCGGAGUCUGACGUCGACUUCUAUAUCGAUAAGGAUAUGAUACACAUCGCCGACACAAAGGUGGCCCGACGUUACGGCGAUUGGUUCCUGAGGCAGAUCCACAAAUUCGAUGAACUCUAUCGACUCAUCUCUAAUAUCAAUCUCUAAAUUCCAUGUCUUUUAGUGUAUUUGUAUUUUGAAAUUA